Messenger RNA from Colletes gigas, 2089 nucleotides. RefSeq names its product lysine--tRNA ligase (gene LysRS). Gene Ontology annotation, molecular function: ATP binding; tRNA binding; lysine-tRNA ligase activity. Gene Ontology annotation, cellular component: cytoplasm; cytosol; aminoacyl-tRNA synthetase multienzyme complex. Bases 160 to 1998 code for a protein of 612 amino acids. The record is from RefSeq and is a predicted model, not a curated record. Gene Ontology annotation, biological process: lysyl-tRNA aminoacylation. Lineage: Eukaryota; Metazoa; Arthropoda; Insecta; Hymenoptera; Colletidae. The transcript has 8 exons.
UGGCCACCCACGUUGUUUAAUGAACAAGUGUCUUCAUUGAUGUAUUUUUUUCUAAGUGUUAGAUAGUGCAAUCUUGUAAAACUUUAUGAUCAAUCAUAUUUGUUAUAUAUAUGUGCUCAUAAAUUGUUGAUAUAAUAACAAGGGUAGUUUUAAUUAACUAUGCUGCGUAACAUAACCAAAACAUACGUUGGCGCGAUACAGCCGGUACUUUCUAAUAAAAAACCUGCAAAAUUACAUCAGAUAACUGUACGCCGUUUUCACGUAAAUGAAUUAAAAAGACGACUGAAAGCAGAACAGAAAUUAAAAGAAAAUGCUGAAAAAGAGGCACAGGCACUAGCACUAAAAGCAGCAAAAGGUGAAGUCAAAUCUAAGGAAAGAAAUGAUAUUAUAGAAGAGGAUAUCAUUUCAAAUGGAUACAUCAAACUCAGAACUCAAGCAAUUAAUCAUCUUAAAAUUACAAAUAAUAACCCUUAUCCACACAAGUUUCAUGUAUCGAUGUCAUUAGAAAAUUUCAUUGAAAAAUUUAAUGACAAAGUGAAAGAUGAAGAAAUAUUAAAAGAUGAAGUACACAGUGUUGCCGGCCGUGUGUUUGCUAUUAGGGAAUCUGGUGCCAAACUAGUUUUUUAUGACCUAAGGGCAGAAGGCCUUAAAAUUCAAGUUAUGGCAAAUGCAAGACUUUACGAGGACAAUGAAAAAUUCAUAAGUGAUAUUUCUAAAAUAAGAAGAGGUGACAUUAUUGGUGUUACGGGAAAUCCUGGGAGAACCAAAAAGGGUGAAUUCUCUAUCAUGUCACAUAGUAUUAUCCUUCUAAGUCCCUGUUUACACAUGUUACCAAAUCUUUACUUUGGAUUAAAAGAUAAGGAAACAAGGUUCCGACAACGUUAUUUAGACUUUAUAUUAAAUGAGAGAGUAAGAAAAACAUUUCAUACGCGAGCAAAACUAAUAGCGUAUAUCCGUAAGUAUCUCGACGACCUUGGCUUUUUGGAAGUUGAAACACCAAUGAUGAAUAUGAUAGCUGGUGGUGCUACAGCCAAACCUUUUAUCACACAUCACAAUGAAUUAAAUAUGGACUUGUAUAUGCGUAUUGCUCCAGAAUUAUAUCUUAAAAUGCUAAUAGUUGGUGGAUUGGACAGAGUAUAUGAAAUUGGAAGACAAUUCAGGAACGAAGGAAUCGAUUUAUCGCACAAUCCGGAGUUUACUACUUGUGAAUUCUACAUGGCCUACGCAGACUAUAAUGACUUAAUGUCUAUUACAGAAGAAAUGAUAUCUGGAUUGGUGAAAACCAUAUGCGGUAGUUACAAAAUACUGUAUCAUCCGGAUGGUCCAGAUGGAGAAGCAGUGGAAAUUGAUUUUACUCCCCCUUUUAAACGAGUAUCUAUGAUGAAGACUCUAGAAGAAGUAUUAAAAGUAAAAUUACCUUCACCAGAUGAAUUGAAUACACCAGAAGCAAAUCAGAUACUUAAUGAACUCUGUAUCAAACAUGAAGUUGAAUGCUCUUCACCGAGAACAGCGACUAGAAUGCUAGACAAGCUCGUUGGUGAAUUUAUAGAAGAAACUUGUAUCAACCCUACAUUCAUUUUGGAUCACCCAGAAAUUAUGUCUCCCUUAGCAAAAUGGCAUCGUUCUGAAAAAGGUCUUACAGAACGGUUUGAAUUAUUUAUUAUGAAGAAAGAAGUAUGCAAUGCUUAUACAGAAUUAAAUGAUCCUGUGGUCCAAAGAGAAAGAUUUGAGCAACAAGCUAAAGACAAGGCAGCUGGUGACGAUGAAGCACAAUUAAUUGACGAGACUUUUUGUACUGCAUUGGAAUACGGUUUACCGCCAACUGCUGGUUGGGGAUUGGGCAUUGAUCGACUUACUAUGUUCCUUACAGAUGCUAAUAACAUUAAGGAGGUACUGUUGUUCCCACAAAUGAAACCAGAUGAUCCAAACAAAAACAAAGGAGUAUCAGAAAAUGAUAAAACGCCAUGUGACAGCAAUGCAAGUAAUGUAGAUAAAUGAAGCAAGAUCUUAUGCUGUGACUUUAACUUAUACAUCAAUAUGAAAACAUUGAAUGUAAAAUCCGAAAAUAAAUAAAUUGUAUUUCCAGAGA